Molecule: messenger RNA, 1582 nt
Organism: Beta vulgaris subsp. vulgaris (sugar beet)
Lineage: Eukaryota; Viridiplantae; Streptophyta; Magnoliopsida; Caryophyllales; Amaranthaceae
Product: probable plastid-lipid-associated protein 11, chloroplastic
Exons: 3
Coding region: 624-1205 (193 amino acids)
Source: RefSeq, a predicted model, not a curated record
UCUCUUUCUUUUUUUUUUUCAAAAAUUUCGCCUGACUUUAAAUUAUUCCAAAAAACUUACGAAUGGAGGGAGUUUGGUUUAGAUAAUUGGAAGGAAAUGAUGUAUGAAUGAGAAAUAUAAAAUUAUCUUUAUUCAGAAAUGAUAAAGCUGUGACAUAAAGGUAGUUUUAUCCCAGUUAAGAACCUGUGAACAAAUAUUUUAAGUCUUAAAGUUUCAAGGGUGUGUUCUCUUCACCUUAAAUCAAGAUUAAUUUUAUUUUUAAUAAAUUCGGAUAAUAAGUUUCCAUAAGUUUAAAUACAUUUUGACAAUAAAUCUGGCUACAUGUUAAUAAAUGUAGCAAUUUAUAAAGUACAAUUGGUUAUAGGUUCUUCUAAACUACAAUCCGAGUAAAUGAGGUGUAAAACACUAUGUGAAUUUAGAGAUUUUGCCUUGUUAAAUAGUCCGUUGAUGCUAAACCUAUGCUUUAUCAGUUUAUUCAUCUUAAUAUCUCUCUUGAGAGGAAUGUGUCCUAACUUUGUACGUUAUUUAAAAAAAAAAUAUCUUUAUUCUUUGUUCAACCGCAUCUUCAAAGUUCUAACGGCCAUAACUUCUCACCACACUUUAUUUUUUCUCUCUUCCAUCUCAUGGCCUCAUCAAUGUCCACAUUCCUCCAUUUUCCCGCCAAUUCUCACUCUGCUUUCUCUCAUAAACCCUUCUUAAACCCUAACUCCACAAUCUCCAACCACUCAAUUUCCCCCAAAAUCCCUAAUUUUUCUCUCUCUUCAUCUCAAUCUCUCUCCGCCAAAACUCACCUCUUAAACCUAAUCUCCGAUCAAAAUCGCGGCCUUAAGACUCAACAAAACCCUAAAAUUCAAUCCCAAAUUAUCGACGCAAUUGAAUCUCUCGCUGUUCUCGGCAAAGAUUUCAUCACAACCGACGCUUCUCUUUCUGGAACUUGGCGAAUGCUUUGGACUACAGAAAAAGAGCAGCUUUUCAUCAUAAAAAAUGCCAGUUUUUUUGGUACCAAAGUUGGAGAUGUUCUUCAAGUAAUCGAUGUUGAUAAUCUUAAGCUCAAUAAUGUCAUCACUUUUCCUCCUUCCGGGGUUUUCUUCGUUCGAUCGAGUAUCGAGGUUGCUUCCGCUCAAAGAGUGAAUUUUAGGUUUACAAGUGCGGUAUUGCGAGGAAAGGAUUGGGAGGUCCCUUUGCCACCAUUUGGGCAAGGAUGAUUUGAAAGGAAAAUGGCGCGCCACUCUUCCUAUGUUCGAAAGACUUCGAAGGAGAAUGCUAGCUCAUCUUCCCUACGUCCUUUCCCCCCCUCUCCUCUCCUAUCUUCUGUCUUUAUGCUUGCUACCGAGAAAACGUGCAAUGUACCUUUCUAGAAGACAAGGCAAUACACUAUUCCUCUUCAGCUACUCCUGCAACUACCUGAUACUGUAACAACUAGUUUUGCCAAAUAGGCCCUAAAUAGUUUUGAAGUGACAAAAAUGUUAGAAAAAUAUUUUGGUCUUAAGAUUCUAUAACCAGACACUGUUGUCUUAGGUUACAAGUUGCAAAGUACCUUUUGGACUUUUUGAUGUGAUUUUUGCCAAAUAUCCUUCUUACA